Molecule: messenger RNA, 912 nt
Organism: Ipomoea nil (Japanese morning glory)
Lineage: Eukaryota; Viridiplantae; Streptophyta; Magnoliopsida; Solanales; Convolvulaceae
Exons: 1
Coding region: 1-912 (303 amino acids)
Molecular function (GO): zinc ion binding
Source: RefSeq, a predicted model, not a curated record
AUGGCCCAAUACAACAUUGCAAUUGGAGAACAAAGACAUAACCAAUCAAAAGUCAUCGCAGAGAAUGAAGGUUCGUACCCAAAAACAAAAUCCCCUCUGAGUAUUGAGAAGCACGCUGUUAAAAUUUACACCAUAAACAUAUUCUAUGAAAUCCAACAAGAGAUAUGGGAGGCAGGAUUCACGUGCCACCUCAGAGACAAAACCAAAGAAGGGGAGAUAUGGAAGUACAUAGUAGAGGACACUAGUGGCAAAAUGUUUGAAGUUACACAACAUCCAACAGCAGAAAACAUAGAGUGUGCAUGCAAUAAAUUCAACAGUAUGGGUCUACUAUGCAGGCAUGUGUUGUUGGUAAUGAAGGCAGAAGGAUAUGACACCAUCCCGGAAAAGUAUAUCGUUACACGCUGGACCCGAACCGCAUGUGCACAACCAAUGUAUGAUGUGCCAUGGGCAAGAAAAAUAAAUACUCCCAAAACGAAAGAAGCGAAAAAAAUGGCCAAUAAACUAUGGAGUGAAUUCUACACCUGCAUGGGAUUGGCAAAUGGUUGGCCUAAGAAAAUGGACCAAAUGUUGGCAACAUUGCAACAACUUAAAAAAGAUCUAGAAAUGGAGAUGCAAGAAACACAAGAGAGUGGCAACAACGAAUCGCCAUUUGAAAGACUUAUAGGUGCAAACAGACUAGGCGACAUACAAAUAAAGCCACCUAAAGUCGCAAAGAAUAAAGGAAGUGGGAAAAGAAUAAAAAGCAACAAAGAGAAAGCCACCGAAAAGAAACACUCGAAAAAAAAAGAACGUGCAAUAUAUGCGACCUCCCAGACCACAACAGUCGCACCUGUCCAGACAAAGUCGCCCCAAAUGAAGUUUAGAAUAUCUAUAUUUGAAAAACAUAGAUCAAUGGUUGUAAGUUUCCAUUAA